UUUUACAUUUCCAAAUUAAGAUUAAGGUUACAUUUUAAUAUUUACAUUAUUCUCUUCUGUGAUUAUAAAAUAAAACCGUCAUUAGAAAAGAGUACAGAAAUUGUUAUCGUAAUGAGAAAUAUAAAGGAGGCAUGGUAAUAUGUCCAAAGGAUGCGGAUAUCCGUUAAUGAAUACUUAAUCUAACUUAAAUAGCUUUUAUAAUACUUGAAAUUCCGGUGGGAAAGUUUUUAUUAAAACUAAAAUUUUAAUUAAAUAAGAACGUUUUUAAUAAUGUUUAGAAUAAUAAGUUUCGAUGACUCUGGCCGUACAUUAAUCGAUUACUAAAUACGCGAUGAGAAUCACGAUGUGUUUUUACGAAAUUGUCAAUAUGUUUGAAAAAAAGCCGAUAUUUUAACAAAUUGAUAUUAAGUUAAAACGAUCGCGUUGAUGAGCUUAACGAAUCCGCGAACAAUGCAAUUACAAAUUUCGCUGGGUAUUCCGUUGGAUGACAGAAGUGGAUCGUCAUGGCCGAGGAAAGAGAAACGGAAAUGGUUUCUGUCGUUGUUGUGUGGCACAUGUUUGAUAUAUGCUACACGUACAUCUAUCCCUUUAUUGAUGCCAAUCAUCAGUAAAGAAAAGCAUUGGUCAAAACCUGAAUCUGGCAUUAUACUAUCGAGCUUUUUCUGGGGAUAUACGUUGACACAAGUGAUUAGCGGUUAUAUUAGUGACAAAAUCGGCGGGCAGAAAGUAUUAUGGAUAUCUGCCCUCGGUUGGUCGGUAACGACCUUUUUCAUGCCAGAAAUUAUAGAAUUUUUUUCCAAUGAUCAGACUUCCGUUUUGCUUGUUGCAGUGGUGAGAAUGAUAAACGGAGCGUUUCAAGGAAUGCAUUUUCCUAGCAUGAUUAGCUUGAUUAGUCAACGCUUGCAUGAGGCUGAACGUGCCUCCUUUUUUAGUUUGUUAACAUCAGGAUCUGCUCUGGGCACAUUACUCACUGGAUCAUUAGGCUCUUAUCUUUUGGAGAAUUAUAACUGGAUGACUGUCUUUCGAAUCUUAGGGGGCAUGAGUUUGGCAUGGACAACCUUAUUAAGCUACCACAUUCUGCCAUUUAAGGGAAGAACUAUUUCUACUAAGUCAAACACUAGCUACACUUUGCCUUGGUUCAAGCUUUUAUCAAAGUCUCCUUUCUGGUCCUGUGUUAUUGGACAUGCUUGUCAAAAUAAUUGUUUUUUUGUAUUACUCUCAUGGAUGCCUACAUAUUUUCAUGAUAUAUUUCCCGAAGUUAAGAUUUGGGUUGUCAAUGUUAUACCAUGGUUAUCGAUGCUACCUUGUACAUUUUUGGGAAAAGUUAUGUCGGAAAGGAUAAUUAAAGCGGGUUAUUCUGUGACUUUGACGCGCAAGACAAUUCAAACGAUCUGUUUUGUCACUGAAAUUGGGAGUCUCUUAUUUUUGACAAAAGUGAAAAGUUUUCAAAGCGCAGUAUUGUGUCUUGCACUGACUAUUGGUGGUUCAGGCUUCCAUAAUAAUGCUAUUGCUGUAAAUCCUUCGGAUCUUGCACCAAAACAUUCCGGCAGUGUAUUUGGUCUGAUGAAUACCGUUGGUGCGAUACCCGGUUUUCUCGGUGUAUAUUUUUCCGGAUAUAUUUUACAUGUGACACACAGCUGGCAUGUUGUCUUUUUACUUAUCGCUGUUAUCGAUGCUUUAGGAUGUGUAACGUAUAUAUUAUUUGGCUCGGGUCAAGCAAUUAUAUAAAUUAUGUCCUGUACAGUCAAUGCGUAUUUCACUUAAAAUUUUUAGUAACAUGCUUUUGUGCAUAUAAAAAAAGGGAAGAAAAUAAUUGAUAAUACUUAUUAUAAAUAUCGCAAAAUGAAAAGUGCGAAA
Messenger RNA from Formica exsecta, 1857 nucleotides. RefSeq names its product solute carrier family 17 member 9 (gene MFS18). Gene Ontology annotation, molecular function: transmembrane transporter activity. Gene Ontology annotation, biological process: transmembrane transport. The transcript has 8 exons. Bases 427 to 1728 code for a protein of 433 amino acids. Lineage: Eukaryota; Metazoa; Arthropoda; Insecta; Hymenoptera; Formicidae. The record is from RefSeq and is a predicted model, not a curated record.